CCUGGUGCGAGUGUUAUUUUCUUCUCGAGAUUCCUCGUGUUGAAAAAACAAGUUGUGAGAAGCCGAGUGUGUUGUACUAGAGAAUAAUUCAUGCUUGAGCCAUGCCUCCUGUGACCUGUGUAGCGUGUGGCUGUGAAAACAAGAGGAUUAAACUGGUUCAGUGCCUCCACUCUCUGUGCAUAUCGUGCCUUGAGCAGAAUGUUGAUGAAGAUGGCUCCAUUACGUGUCCAAAGUGUAGUGCGUCUACACCGCUGCAGGCUGGAUGCUCCCCCAUGCUGUCUUUGCCAGAUAGUUAUGCGAAUGUAGAGGGUAGUGGUGCAAAGCAGAAGUCUGCAGUGUCGUGUGAUGAAUGUAUGGAUAUGGAAGUAGCUGUAUCGCACUGUGCAACAUGCAGCAGUCAUCUGUGCAGUGUACACACUGAAGGACACAAGCGCUCCCGAGCUACACAUGGUCAUGAGGUACUUGCAUUGACUGAAGCAGGCACUGAGACUGCUGAGACCACUACUUCUGCUUCAGCUACUCAAUCACAACAUCGCUGUGCACUGCACCCAAGCAGUAGUCUGACCAAGUUCUGCACAAAGUGUAAGAAGCUGUUAUGUGAGCGAUGCAUUGGUACUGGAAAACAUGAGCCGCAUAAACAAGAUUUUGUGUCGAUCAAUGCUGCAGCAGAGAAGAUGAGAGCGUCAGUGAAUGAUUUGUUGCUGAGCUGUGUGUCUGAGAGUGAUGGCGUUCUGGAGAGCUCCAUUCAGAAAGUACAGUCCUCCAUUCGUAGACUUCAUGAUCAGAUAGAGCUUGCAUCAGAAGAGGCUUUGCUAUUUUUCCGUUCUCUGGUAGAAGCUAUUCAGAAACGUGAAACCAGUGUUCUGAAUGAACUUGAUGAUCUUCGAAGUCAGGCACUGGGACCUCUGGAGAAGCAACUCGCUAGGCUGCAGGGCAGUGUGUCACAAACAGAGGUGGUGAGAGGCAUGUUGGAAGCUUGCCAGGACAGUGUGGAUUUUGUGCGCAUGUCGUCUUGGCUAGUGACAGCCUUGAAUGGCGCAGCAGAGGUUGGCAAGAGUGAUGCUGAGGCAUGUGUUGUGAGCGGCAUUUUCUUUGCGGCAAGCGACACACGUGAUCUUGUGGCUGCCAUCAGCAAAGCUGGUCUUUGUGUUGACGCAGCAAAGAACAAAGUGCGUUGCUCAGGCAAUCGUAAGAUGGGCAGUGAUGUUGAGAUCGACAUAGAGAUGGAGCACCUUUCCGAUGCUGCUACUAUCAGCCAAGACCAGCUGAGGAAAAUCGAUGUAGGAGUUUGUGUGACAAAUCCGGACGGCAAGACAGUCCAGUGCGAGCCCCUACAGCAAUCAUCUACUGGACAUCUGGUUACUAAAUGUCGUCCUGCUGCAGCCGGCGAAUACGCUGUUUCCACUACGAUUGCCGGUGUUCCUCUGAAAGGUAGUCGAGUGAAGUUCAGUGUUGUUCCACCAGCACCUGCUCAGCCGGCACCUGUACCUGUGUUUGAUAUUGACCGCUGUCAUGACCGUCUUCAGAUCAGUAAUAACAACCGAACCAUCCGUAAGCCGUCGUACGACGGGCGCUUCCAUUCAGUGUGUAGCUCACCGAUACAGGAUCAGUGUGGUAGUAGUGCUAUACAGUUCGAGAGUGGUGUACAUCGUGUGCAGAGAGUACCAAAGUCGGAUGCCAUGGGUCGUCGUCACACCAGCACCGUGGCCAUCCUUAUCCUACCAGAACCCACCGAGCUAGAUAUUGUCAUUGAUGCCAAGGAUUUGAAAUAUGAAGUGUUCAGAGCAUCUGGUGCUGGUGGACAGCAUGUCCAGAAGACAGAGAGUGCAGUACGUGUGACUCACAUCCCAAGUGGCAUUGCAUUCCGUUCUGAAACAUCUCGUGUGCAGAGUGUGAACAGAGAAAACUGCCUGAAGCUGCUUCGAGCCAAGCUCUUUGACAUUGAAUCAUCAAAAAAGGAACAAGAUGAACAGGAGCAUCGCAAAUCGAUUGUGGGCAAGAUGGACUUCAGCGAGAAAGUCAGGACCUUCCACUACUUUGGGAUGCAGGUUGUUGACCAUCGCUUUGAUCUCAAAACCACUGGAUUGACAGCGGUGCUGAACAAUGCUGCCGAUACUGCUGCCUUCCUGGAGAAGGUGGCCACGUCUGCAAAGAUCAGUGCUAUCAGGAAAGCGCUGAGGGCAUCGCCGCCAGACCACAUCUCCGAGUUUAAGCCCAAGACACUCCAUGCGGCCGAGUCCCCGUGAGUGUGUUCCGGGCCGGAGUCAGCAAAUACCCUGAAACCUGUGCACUGUGCAUGGUAUAAACGUAUGUGCUGUGCCGGAUUGACCAACAUGCACAUGGACGCACUCUGCAAGUCUUUUUGUUCCUCGCCCGAACAGAAAACCGCUGGCGUAAGCUCUCAGCUGGGUUUUUUCCGCCAUGCUAUUCACGUUACAGUGUGGAUGGUAUAGCAGUCCGCAUAUCCAGUAGUGUUGCUGUUAUAGGUGUUCACCAGUAUCAUAAGACUCACCACUACAGCUCAGUGGUACAGUACACUGCGAGAGGCAUCGGGCAGCUUGCGUCCUAUUGGCACACUGAACCCGACAUGCAAUUGCCAAUGAAUGCGUUCCGCACUGUACUGCAUGUCGGGUUUCACACACAAAACUUUGAUCUCUUGGUGCAAAUUUGAUAUCACUUUGAGGCGACUGACCUGCUUGUACAGAGCUGCAACUCACAACACACAGCAGUCCAUACCUCAUAACAGAAACUACACUCUGGCCUCCUGAUGAGAAGCGGGACUUCCCCCCGGCUUGGCCAUACUCUAGCAUUUAGCACAGGUUCAUGAGCUAUCAUGAAUGCAUUCUUUUCAAGCUGGACAUAAUAUAUCGAACUGUAUUCAGUCGAGGCACCUAUUUAUUCCAGUUCAUAAGUAUUAUAACUAAAAGAUACUCUAUAGUCUAGACGACUAUGGACAAAGCGGUA
Messenger RNA from Sycon ciliatum, 2964 nucleotides. Its product is annotated as E3 ubiquitin-protein ligase TRIM71-like. The coding region runs from base 102 to 2246 and encodes 714 amino acids. Gene Ontology annotation, molecular function: translation release factor activity; ubiquitin protein ligase activity; zinc ion binding. Lineage: Eukaryota; Metazoa; Porifera; Calcarea; Leucosolenida; Sycettidae. The transcript has 6 exons. Gene Ontology annotation, biological process: protein monoubiquitination; translational termination. The record is from RefSeq and is a predicted model, not a curated record.